CUCUUCCCACUGCUGUUUCGGGGCCAGACAAAAGGAGUUUGAAGUACUCCCAAACAUUUCUACUUGAAGUAAAGGUCCAGAUCCAGACGCCACCAUGUCGAGCAAACGUGCCAAGGGAAAGACCACCAAGAAGCGCCCGCAGAGAGCCACCUCCAAUGUCUUUGCUAUGUUUGAUCAGUCUCAGAUUCAGGAGUUUAAAGAGGCGUUCAACAUGAUCGACCAGAACAGAGAUGGUUUCAUCGACAAGGAAGAUCUCCAUGACAUGUUGGCCUCUCUGGGUAAGAACCCUUCUGAUGAAUAUCUGGAGGGGAUGAUGAGCGAAGCACCAGGGCCCAUUAACUUCACCAUGUUCCUUACCAUGUUUGGAGAGAGGCUCAAUGGAACAGACCCCGAGGAUGUCAUCCGCAAUGCCUUUGCCUGCUUUGAUGAGGAGGGAUCAGGUGUGAUCCACGAGGACCAUUUGAGAGAGCUGCUGACCACCAUGGGUGACCGCUUCACAGAUGAAGAAGUGGACGAGCUAUUUCGGGAGGCUCCCAUCGACAAGAAGGGCAACUUCAACUAUGCAGAGUUCACCCGCAUCCUCAAACAUGGCGCCAAAGACAAGGAUGACGAGUAGAGGGAGAAAAUGACUGCCUCUGGCCUCCCCCCUGCACACAUGCUGCACCACAAAUCCAUCUGUAGCUCCUGUCUUUGUCAAUCUUGCAGAUUUGAAGGGAAAAAAGGAAUUCAUGUAGGACUGCAGUAUAUCUUUUAUAAAAUGGCAGAAAUAAAUUAUUGUACAUUUAAAUACCUACAUGUUUAACAAGGGUAGCAUGUCUGAAGUAAUUUGAGAUCCACUUUUUUGUUUAAAUUUAAACAUCAUUCCAGAUUUAUGUUGCACCUGUCUUCAUCCACAUUGACUGCAGUUUUUCUGGCCUUUGUAGACAACAUGGUUGGAUUUCGGAGAUGCAUUAAGCAGAUCUGUGUAUUUGUGUGCAGGGGCUGUUUGACGUACUUCAUACAAUACCAGCCAUGUUUACCUCUUCCUGCCAGUUAGCUACCACACCUGCGCAACUUAUCUCCUUUUCUGUCUAAUAUAUAUCCUUGUAUGAUGAAAACGGAUUAAAGAAAAAAAAUUGACCUUUCAUCAUUUUUAUUCGGUUCAGACAAUCAAAUGUGGUGCAAAUAUUUCCUGUAGUUGAAAUGGUCACUAGGAAUGGCAGUCAAGUGAGAUCAUCCUCCCGUCAGCUGGUUGUGUGUAUUUGUUAAAGGAUCGGGUAUGUCUGUGUUGUUGAAGGAAUUCCGUCUCGAAAUUUCUCAGGCAAAUAAAGCAAGUGGAGAGCGUGUUUGGCGUAUUUUUAAAAUAUUGUACCAUGCCUGCAUUCAAACAUUUCAUGACAGCGCUUUUUCCUACAAAGCUGCAGUACAGUAUUCUGUGCUUUACAUAACUGCCAGAUACUUAAAUUUAGCUGGAAUGCAACCAAUAAAUAUUUACUUACAGCUACUUCACGUUGCAGCAUGAA
Oreochromis niloticus (Nile tilapia) is the source of this 1502-nucleotide messenger RNA. It is a transcript of the gene myl9b, whose product is annotated as myosin, light chain 9b, regulatory. The coding region runs from base 95 to 616 and encodes 173 amino acids. The transcript is spliced from 4 exons. Lineage: Eukaryota; Metazoa; Chordata; Actinopteri; Cichliformes; Cichlidae. The record is from RefSeq and is a predicted model, not a curated record. Gene Ontology annotation, molecular function: calcium ion binding.